Molecule: messenger RNA, 1059 nt
Organism: Umbelopsis ramanniana AG
Lineage: Eukaryota; Fungi; Mucoromycota; Umbelopsidomycetes; Umbelopsidales; Umbelopsidaceae
Exons: 2
Coding region: 1-1059 (352 amino acids)
Biological process (GO): protein insertion into mitochondrial inner membrane from matrix; mitochondrial respiratory chain complex IV assembly
Cellular component (GO): mitochondrial inner membrane
Molecular function (GO): membrane insertase activity
Source: RefSeq, a predicted model, not a curated record
AUGAUCCAUCAAAGCUCAAUUCGCUUCUAUACCACCCCUACCGAACAGACUGCAAGCGCGCCUGUUACCAUCGAUUCGUCCGCCGCCACACCUGUCACUUCUCCCGAUGUCACCGCCAAUGUGGCCGAGGUUGUAUCUAACGCCCCUACCAGCGAGGCGAUUACAGCAGCAGCAGCACAGAUUGGAGAUUUUAAGGCUAUGGGACUGUGCAACUAUACACCUGUAGGCGCGUUGGAGGCAGCAUUGGAGGCUAUUCAUGUCAGCACGGGACUUCCCUGGUGGGCUGCUAUUGCUGCUGCCACUGUGGCUAUUCGUGUUUGUAUGAUACCACUCAACAUUAAGGUCCAACGCAACAAUGCUCGUGUAUCCAAUAUCAACCCGGAUUUGCAAAGGAUUAUGAAUAACGUCAGCGAGGCCAAGAAAGCAGGAGACCAAAUGGCCAUUGCCAAAUAUUCACAACAAGCUCAACAAUUGUUUAAAGAUAAUGGAUGUCACCCUGCAAAGUCACUUUUGCUUCCUGUUGUUCAAGCUCCUGUCAUGAUUUCUUUCUUCAUGGCUCUCCGAGCUAUGGCUGAGUUACCUGUUCCGGGAUUCCUGGAUGGUGGUUUAGCUUGGUUCACGGAUUUGUCCGUCAAGGACCCUUAUUACAUUCUUCCCGUGCUUUCAUCCGCUGGUAUGCUUGCCAUCUUGGAAACUGGUAGUGAGACUGGAGCAGCCAACCCACAAGCUGCUGGUAUGAAGAAUUUCUUCCGUGGUAUGACUGUGUUGAUGAUUCCAUUCACUGCUUGGAUGCCCAGUUCCGUUUUCGUAUACUGGGUGACCAACAAUAUGUUCAGUUUGGGCCAGUUUUUGGCGCUCAAGGCACCAACUGUCCGAAGUGCACUCAAUAUUCCACAGCUCGUUAAGCCUGCAGCCGAGCUGCAGAAGAACAGCAAGGGUUUCGUACAAACUUUUAAGGAACAGACUGCUUCAUAUCAGAAGACGGAGAAGGAGCGCAUUGUUCGUGAACGACAGCAAGCUGCUGCUAUGGCCCGACGUUCCAGCAAGCGUCGCUUUUAG